CUAUAUAACGUAUAUUCUUCGGUAAGUUCCUACAUCUUGGGGUUUCUCUGUGCCAUGACAAUACCAUGUACGUCUGAUUUCUGUGUGUCUGUUGUAUUUCUUGUAUUUUGCCUGGUCUUUCAACACUACGUAUUUUAUCAUAAAAUUGUACUGCCCUAAUUUGAGGCGGCGUCCAAAAAAAAACCCCCAGUUGCGACCGCUAGAUGUCGCAAGGAACAACACUUUGUUCUGUGGCUCUGCAUUAGUCCGCUUUUGCUCCUUACACGAUUGACGUCUUAGCAGUUUGUAUAGACUUACGUAUUUGGAAUAUGAGCCAUCAGUGUCUAAAGCUGUUGUUCAGAUCGUUGUUUCGGCUAGUGUUACUGGCCUCAAAUGAUUUUAAGAGUGCCUGAUCUUUUUAAGUUAUGGAUAUUGAAUACAAGAUGUACUGUCAGUGCCCCUAUUUAUUACAAUUUAUGACGGUAAAACGGAGCAUUUAUAAUUGAUGGUAUUCUCUUAUUGUGUGCUCUAUACUGUUAUACUGGUAUUGCAGGGCUGGAAUGACCAGUGUGAAUGAGAGUAGUUUAACCUGCAGUCAUCGUGCAGACGUCUGUACAUGCAGGAGAUGGGAAUUCCUCUGUGGUCUGCAGACCAGAAUUACUGGAAGAUUUCCGGAGCUGGCUCUGACUUCCAGUCUAAACAAUGACAGAGGAGUGGAAGUGAGAGCAUUCUGACUCUCGCUCACAACAUCCCUCUGUUCUACACCUACAUGGACAGAGUGUUUGGAACUGAGACAUGGAAUGUAUAGCUAGUGGAAAUAUAGUGUCUUCCUUGGGCAUCAAGUCCUAUGGACCUUAGCUGUUGUUGGUUCCUUGGUUGCAUAAGGUAACGUAUUCGUAACAUUUGUGUAAAUGCCCCCCCCCCCCUUUCUGUGCUGGCUGCCUGUGGCAGUAGGUAUGUGUAAUGGUCUGUGCACUUCAUCACUUUGAAUUUUUUUCUACACGAAUGGUCAGCUAACCUGGGUCAGGCUUUAUUCUUCUGAAACUUAAUAUGCCUUCUAAUUCAGAAACUCCUAAACCUCAUGCACAGCAAAGGUUUGAGGCUGAUCCAGGAACAGACAGGGGUCACAUACUUUCGGCAUGAUUCUUUAUAACUGGGUUCUAAGGGCAUUUCAAACACUUAGAAAUCAGCAUCUUGCAGGCACAUAUUUUCACAGGAUUCGUGUUCAGCUUCACCAUCUUUCAUACAGCAUGUAUGUGGUGAAAAUGGAAGUUUUUCUCAUAUUUUCAUCAGCAUUGUCCACCGAAGACGUUUCGCAUCUAUCUUCUACCAGCUCUUCACACAGCAGUUGUUUUGGUUUUUAUUGAAAAUUAUCCAUAUGCUUGUUUUCUUAAGUUUUAAGCACACGGCGUGGAGCUUAGGUAGUAUUACUGAAAUAAUAAUAAAUUCUUCAUUUAUGUGGAAAUACGAAUUCUCCAGCAUAGUUAUACGUUUACUGUUAACUAUGUGCAUGAACUGGUAGAUAUUUGCUAAACUUCAUAGUUUACCGAUUAAGGAACUGGAAUUGCGCGUGCGACCGAGUUGCAUAUCCACGUCCCUAAUGUACUACUUUCGUACCCUCGAGGAAGGUUCUUCUGAAAAGGAAGAAGAAAUUCUGUGAAAAUGAAAUAUACGUGCAACGCAGUUGCAUUACUGCUAAAUGUGCUGAAAGUCAAACGAAUGGUUACAUAUUAACUGUUACCGAAACAUAAAUAAGCUACUGCAAGUGCAAUGGAUUAUUCAAAAAGAAACAAAGCAUAAGCUCCUUCCCAAAUCUAGCUGCUCGCAGUCUGUCAGUGGCGUGACCGCAGUCUGCUGGAUGCUCGAGAGGACGUCGGCAUGGCUGUGAACCUAAGCAAAAACAGGCUGGAGCUGCUGACUGCCUAUCAGGAUGUUAUUAACGACGCGUCUCCCAUUGACUGGGCAUUGUACACAUAUGAAGAUAACAGCAAUGAUCUCAAGCUCGAAACUUUGGGCGAUGGGGGGUUACUUGAGAUCAGCGACACCUUCGACAACAUGAGCGUGAUGUAUGGCUUCUGCAGCAUAAAGGAGUCUGUACUGGCCAUCCCCCGGUACAUCCUGAUCAACUGGGUCGGAGACGACGUUCCUGAUGCCAGAAAGUGUGCCUGCGCCAGUCAUGUGGCCACGAUAGCCGACUUCUUCCAGGGAGUCGAUAUCGUCGUUAAUGCCAGCAGCCUGGAGGACAUUGACCCGUCAGCUAUUGAACAGAGGUUAACCAAUGGGGUGACUCCAGCGACCGGUCCAGUGCUCAGUCACCUGCGAAUGGGGGACGAGGACAGGACUGACACUGUGGGCACAUCCUACCAGAAGACAAAUGCUGAGAUCGAAAUUAAAAAAAUCAGCAGAGAGGAAUUCUGGGAACAGGCCCAGCGUGAAGAGGAGUUACGCAAAGAGGAGGAGCGGAGGAAGGCUGCGGCCGAACGGAGGAGGUUCGAGGAGGAGCGGAUGGAGUCGGAGCGCAGAGAGCAGGAGGAACGGGAGAAGCGGUACCGGGAGAGGGAACGGCAGAUCGAGGAGCUCCGGAGGAAGCUGCAGAGCCAGGAGGUGGACCAGCCCGCCGUGGACAGGACACGGGUCGUCGUUACCCAUGAAGCAACACAGGAGAAAAGAGAAUCAGAAGUAGAGGAGGCAGCGGCCAUUAUCGCACAGCGACCGGAGAAUCCUCGGGAGUUCUUCAAGCAGAGAGAGAAGGCUUUGGCCUGCAGCUUUGACAGCUCCCCCAUGUCAAUCCACAGGAAAGGCCGCUUGGACAGCCCAUUUUUGAAGAUGCAGUAUAGUCUCCCUGAGCACAGUCUGCCCCCGGUGGCGUCUCACAGUCACCCCCACAUCAGGCUGCACCCAGCUCUGUCUGAGUCUGAUGAUUACCAGAGUUCAGAUUACAGCAUACCAAUGAUCCACUGUCCAUCCAUCCCAAAAAUUGUCACCACACCCAUAGAGGAGGAAGAGAAUGAGGAUGGGGCUCUGGAAGAGUAUGGUGUUUCACUGACCUCAGAGGUGGCCAAAGCCCCCCCAGUGCAGACAUACGGCAACAUGGCUGGAGUGACCGUGAUAUUGUCAUCAGACCCUGAGGAGCACAUUUUCCCAGAUUGCGGUUCCCCUCAGCAGGAGACUGGCUGCCUGCUCCACUCGUGGGACGAGCCGGAGGGACUGGUCUCAGAUCAGCCAUCCGUGGCUGCCUCGCCUCUGUCUGCUGAACUCUGCAUCCUCCCGGAGGCUCCAGAGGGGUUCAGCAACGUAGCCGCCGACUCCGUCACCUUCUGUGACGACCUGAGGGACGAGGAUGAGCCCUCGAGCCUGGUGGAUAUCGAGGGCCAGCACCAGAUGACGCUGAGCUAUCGGCACGCCUUGGAACAGGCCUCCGGGUGUGACAGCCAAGACCUCGACGAUGCUCAACUGCUCAUGACGAAUGGAGAUUCUCUGCUGAAAGAGGGCACCCAGGCGAGUGAGGGCUACUUCAGUCAGUCUCAGGAGGAGGAGUUUGCCCAAGCGGACGAGUGUUCUGUGAAAGAGAUCCCAGCACCAUUUUUUUAUAAUAAGCCACCAGAGAUUGACAUCACCUGCUGGGACACGGACCCCAUCACGGAGGACGAGGAGUACGGCAUGGCGGAGUGACGGAGGGAGGUGCCGCAGGACGCCACCUGUAAAACAGAAAGUGUAACAGUCUAGAACAAUAAACACACACUAAUGUGCCGAGAGAGGGAAUCGAACCCAGGUUAGUUUAAAGAUGCCGACGUCUCUCCUUAUGUCUUUGCUUCUUGUGCUGAGUGGACGAGACACGCCGGCCUGGGUUUUCCACGAUAGUGACCCAUCUGAGCUCAUCUGUAGCUGCUGUAUCUGUAGCUGUAACCAGCUUAACACCCAUAUUCCCUUAUUAGUUAUGCUAUGGUUUGAAGGGAAAAAAGUAAAACGUUAUAUUUUAUAUCUUCCAGAUAGAUUUUGUGUCAAAUUCUAGCAGGUAUCACAUGGGAAUAUAGUUUUAAUUGAGGGGGGCAGGGGAAAGGCUGUACUAUUGCAUUCAGACACAGAAACUCUUAUGAUCGCACUCAUUGUUUCCCAAGCUCAGAUAAAAAGCAUAGCUCCAUGUUCCAGCCCUCAGAGGGGCAAAGGGCUUUGUUGCUGGUCUUCUUCUGUACGUGAUGUAUUAUAAUCUACUCCUUCAUUGUUUUGGACUCUGGUUAUUUGUUUUGUGCAUUUUGCGACAGUAAUUAUUCCUUUUUAAAUUUUUCUGGAGUAUCACUUAUACAGAGGUAGAUUCAUUGUUUUUUUUCCAAACCCACGGGAUGUUUAUAAGUGAUGUUAAAAUAACAUUAAAAUUUAGGUAAAACAACUGGUUAUCUGUAAGACAUGAUGUUUGGUAUACAAAACAAAGCCCUCUAUUGUAUGAAAGUCAUGAAAUCAUAUUACCAAUAAUUAGCAAUUUCACUAAACUAAAUUUCAAACUUGAAAUGUCCCAAAGGCCAUAACACCCCCCGCAACCUCACAUUUACUCAGAUUCCUCAGAUUUUGAGAUGAACCACGCUUAUCAUUUUCUGUGGAAUUCUGUUUUUUCUUCUUUUCCUUAUGAAGAUUUUUUUUUACUUCAGAUAAUCGUGACAGACGCCCUUCAAGAGAAAAUGCCAACGGUGACGUUUAGCCUUAGCGUAAAGUGAAAGGGCCGACUUUCUAACGCAAAUUAUUUACAUCAGCUGGUCGCCUUAGGAGAGUCGGGGGGGGGGGUCUUAUCUAGGUUAGACUUGAACAAAGGCACUUUUAUAAGAUGGAAGUUUUGCCAUUGCACAAGCAAUAAAACAAUCCUUGUAAUACUGUCUUAUAAUUGAUGUUUUUCUUUCUUUUUAAUCAAUGCUGUAACUAAUGCUGUGGUUUGUUUGUGACCUAUGUGACGUGCAUUAUGGGACAGAUUAGGUCUUUAUCCUGCCUCAUCAGAGUUUGGGAAUCUGUGUGAGUCCUGUAUCGUCAGUAGGUGCCUCCAUUGGCCAGCAUCUUUAACAUUAACCUGCUAUCUUUUGAUAAUCUCUCCACACGUUUUCAUUACCUUGAAAUCCCGCUGUUCAGUAAGAUUAAUUGUGCAUGUUUCAUUCUUUUUGUACUUAUUCUCUUACCAUCUGCUUCCCACAGAAAUGGUUUCUAAAUUAAGCACAAGGUUGUGAAUUGUUAAUUGCAGAUGUGUGUUAAUAAAGGAUUUUUGAGGCCUCCUG
This is a messenger RNA of Paramormyrops kingsleyae, 5234 nucleotides long. Its product is annotated as drebrin-like. Gene Ontology annotation, molecular function: actin filament binding. Gene Ontology annotation, cellular component: dendrite; actin filament; site of polarized growth. The record is from RefSeq and is a predicted model, not a curated record. Lineage: Eukaryota; Metazoa; Chordata; Actinopteri; Osteoglossiformes; Mormyridae. Gene Ontology annotation, biological process: regulation of actin filament polymerization; neuron projection morphogenesis; positive regulation of axon extension.